AUGGCCGCAUCCAACAGCGCCCCGAUCUCGGCCGAGGCGAGGGCAGCGCUUGGAGAGGCUAUCAGGCUGGUGUUCGCGCGGUGGACGGUGCUGCAGGUGGCAGUGAAGAACCAGUGGGGUGGCCGCGACUCCUGCGCCAAGGCUAACCAGUUAGGCGAGUCCAUCCUUUCCUGGUUCUGUCGCUCCAAGGGUCCACAUUUUUUCGAAGACUUGGUGGUUAUGAUGGAGGACAAAAUAGUGGAAUCCUUCAAUGCUGACUUAGACCAUAAUAGUGUUCUGGAUGUUGCUGAUCAAUUAUUGUUUAUACAUGAACAAUGCCUGCAAAGUAACUAUUCUCCUAUAGAGAAGCUAAAGAAUUCACAUGUUCAGGGAAAUGAUGUUUCUCAAAGUAGAGAGAUAGUAGCCGACGACAGCGAUAUCCCAAAUGAUAAUGAUGACACAUCGGUGAUGAAUGAUGAAGCGGCUGCGGCAGAAGAGACGGCAGUGGACUCCAACCCUGCUCCCGACGCCGAUGGGUGGACAGUGCCUCGGCGUCGUGGUCGCAGGGCUAAUUGA
Messenger RNA from Miscanthus lutarioriparius, 555 nucleotides. The record is from the annotation of a GenBank genome assembly. NCBI's taxonomy places the organism in Eukaryota, Viridiplantae, Streptophyta, Magnoliopsida, Poales, Poaceae.